Messenger RNA from Rhododendron vialii, 1149 nucleotides. Its product is annotated as transcription factor bHLH94-like. The transcript is spliced from 3 exons. Lineage: Eukaryota; Viridiplantae; Streptophyta; Magnoliopsida; Ericales; Ericaceae. The record is from RefSeq and is a predicted model, not a curated record. Gene Ontology annotation, biological process: regulation of transcription by RNA polymerase II. The coding region runs from base 28 to 990 and encodes 320 amino acids. Gene Ontology annotation, molecular function: RNA polymerase II cis-regulatory region sequence-specific DNA binding; DNA-binding transcription factor activity, RNA polymerase II-specific; protein dimerization activity.
AGAGAGAGAGAGAGAGAGAGAGAGAGAAUGGAGUUAGAAGCUAUUCUAAGUCAAAAAGACCAUUUUGGUUACACAAGUAAAGACCUUUACGACUUGUUACAAGGAAACUGGGGCAGCGAAUUUGGUAUACCAGAACAGGAGGAGGAGGAGUAUGGCUCUUUCGAAUUUCACGAGGGCCAAACCGAAAAUUCGAACCAUACAAAUUGGAACUCUCCACCACCUACCUCAUCGAUGUGGCCGUAUUCAUAUUUGGAUCAGUGGGGUGCGAAUAAUCUCAACUCAUCCUCAGAAGUACCCGACACAACGAGCUUUUAUCCUCGCGAGGAAUUCCAGCAGUUGGAUCCAAUUUCAACCAGGCCAAGGCCACGGCGUUCAAGAAGCAAAAAGAACAUGGAAGAGAUUGAGAGCCAGAGAAUGACCCACAUUGCUGUGGAGCGUAAUCGGAGAAAACAGAUGAACGAGUACCUCUCUGCUCUCCGAGGACUAAUGCCAGAUUCCUACGUUCAAAGAGGUGAUCAAGCAUCCAUAGUUGGAGGCGCUAUCAACUACGUUAAGGAGCUCGAGCACAAGCUACAUUUUCUCGGUGGAGAAAAGCGAACGAACCAGAGGUUUGAAGCUGGUACUUCUUCCUUGCCUUUCGACGAAUUCUUUGCCUUCCCACAGUACUCAGCAAGCACGACUACUCCUUGUGAAAGUUCGGGUGACCCGAUUUCCGCCUACGCUGAUAUUGAAGUGACAGUGGUUGAGAGCCAUGCCAAUCUCAAAAUAAGAACCAGAAAGCGGCCGAAGCAGCUCAUGAAAAUGGUUUCUGGGUUGCAAAGCCUCAGGCUCACUGUCCUCCACCUCAAUGUUUCUACUGUUGAUCAAACUGUCCUCUAUUCCCUGAGUGUCAAGGUUGAAGAUGAUUGCAGCUUGACAUCAGUGGAUGAAAUAGCCGCGGCAGUGAAUCAGAUGCUUGGUAGAAUUCAGCCAGAGGCUGCCUUGCUCUGAAAAAUUAAAUUAGUUUCCCCUGCAAUAUUAUUUAUUUCUAUUUAAAUUCAUUCUUAUGCUUUUAAUUUUAUUUACCGCGCGUAGUGUAUUAUGGGCUGUUCUUUAAAUUUUAGCAAUCUUUUGUACUCCUAUAAUUUCUCAUUUUUAUCUCUCUGAAAU